AUGAGGUAUAUUUUAUCGGUUGUGGCACUGCUGGAGGCCUGUGACGUCACGAACAAUGGUCGCCAUCUUGGCCGCCAUAUUGGAUUUUACCAAGAAUUAGAAAUCAGGUUAAAACAGGUAUGGGCUCCUGGUUAAAACCGGGAGAAAUGGUAAUUUUUUGUGCUUUAAAUGAAAAAUAACACAUAAAUAGGCACUUUGCAUAAUUUUAGCCACACGAUUUACUUAUAUUGUUUAAACAAGUUGAAAAAACAUAUAUUUUUAAACACAAAAAAAUGGCUUGACCACUUGCUACUUAUGACGUCAUAUCUCGUAACCACAGCAACUGACCAUCACUGAACUUGUCUCAAAAUGUACGCGAGAGAUGAACGAUCAGCUACUAAAAUUUGUCAGGUCCUGAUGUUUUAUCCAUUAGGAAAAAACUCCGAAAAAUCUUAAAGGGGGGGUGGCAUCCAUCUCCCCUUUUAAGUACGAGGGUUAAUUCAUGGUGUCCAAGAAAUAAAGUCAAACUCGCUUGUGGUUUACAACCACAGAGCUGUAACGUAAUUAUGCAAGUUCUAUUUUCUGCCGCUGUGAUUGUCCUAAUCCCGGUUCAAUGAUUCUUGGCGCGCAAAUCUUACAUAUUAAUGAGGGCGAGGGCAAACUAGCUCUUUUUAGAAAGGAAGACAAUGUUAUACUUACCUAUCCCUCCUGCUGCUCCUUCUCCUCAUUUUUAUUGUUUUCCCUUUCCCUCCACCUCGACCACCACCAUCACCACCACAUUUCUAUUGCUUUCCCUCGUCCCCCACCACAGCCACCACCAUCACAUUCCUAUUGUUUUCCCUCCUCCACCACCUCCCUCCCCACAUGUCUUUUGCUUUUGUUUGGCCCAAAAGGUCAAACUCAAAUAACCUAUCUGGUAGGCAAAUAGUAAGAGAGUCAAAACAAUAGAAAUGUGGCGAGGGUGGUGGUGGAGAAGGAAAAACAACAGAAAUGUGGUGGUGGUGGUGGGGGACGAGGAGGGAAAACAAUAGAAAUGUAAAGGCGGUGGAGGAGGGAAAUCGCGACAAUCCUGUUUUGCCGCAAUAGCAGUGAAGAAGACAAUUGAAGUUAUUAAUUGUAAUUAAAGUUUGAGUUUCCAUGAGAACCACGAGCCUUUAAAAAACAAAGGUUUGCCUUCGUUGUACUAAACUUUGCCUUUAUAACGACCGUCGCAUACGGGAAACUGAAAAGAGGAGUGAAUGGUUAGUCCUUGCUCACAUAGAUUAAAAGUUAAAAAUCGAGCAAUCGACACUUGUAUGACGCUAUUAAGUCUGAUCAGUCUUUCUUAUUCUUUGGAUAUUCGUCAGUGCUAGUGACAGCAAGAGGGAAAAUGAAGCUGAAGAACUACAUUAUAUAAAUAAUAUGUACGUAAUAAACGAUUAAGUUUUUAAUUUAUUGUAAUUUAUUGAAAGUACAUCCUUUGGUAAACUAAGGUCAAGAUAGUUUUCUGUUAAAAGCCUUUAUUUAAACAGAGCACUGAUGACAGUGCCUAAAUCCAGAACUGAAUCGCUUAUGAACCUUUUGUGCUGCACGCAAAAGAAAUUUUUUUUGUUUAAAGUUGAUAAGGCAAAUGCUCUAUCCAAUCUACAUUUUCUUCUUCUGAAUUAGUGCUUUAAUCAUGCCAGACAAUUCUGAGGUACCUCUGGUAAUUUUUAUUUUAACAGUAAGAAUUGGGCUGCGAAAGGAAAAGUUUGUGGCCGACUUAUUGCAAAUGCUUUGCAAGAACAAUUAUUCUUAUCCGAACAGUCCUUGCUUGGCUUCCAGUCUUGUGGCAUUUAGACAAAGUUAAACAAUGGGCUAUGGGGUUGUUUAUUAUGAGCAGUUAACAAAGAAGCAGUUAUUACAAACUUUUCCUUGAUAAAUUAUUGUUAUUUUAAUCUGAUCACUAUACCUAAGGUAUAGUGAAUUGCCUUCGAAAUUAUUAGGUGAAAACGAAGAUAUAUAGAAACGUUUGUCUAUAUGAAUGUAUUCGUUACUUUAAGUUAUUCGGUUAAGUGCAAGCAGAAGCCGUUUUAAAUAUCCGCCUUGAAAAAAAGUUUGUUUUUCUUCCCCACUUAUACAGCAAAAUCUACGUUCUAGGUGUUGCAGGGCAUGUGCGAUAAUAUAAUAAACUUGGCACUGCUGAGUUUCCUUAUAACCAUAAUUACUCUAAAUGCAACCUACUUUAAAGGAAUUAAUUAUUAUAUGCCCCUACUUCAAGCUGACACGUAUGCUAUCUCCUAAUUAUAUCCAGAUACACCAAUCCCUCAAGACAAUUGUCGUUUUAAUUUUGUGCGCAGCACCGUACUGUACUGCAGCUGUACUAUAAUGCGACCUACUGCACUGCAAUUUACUGUGCUAAAAAUUAGCCAUGCUCUAUUUUACUGCACUUGAACGUAAAAAGUAACCAAAUGAUUCAACCCUUUGUCGAAAUUCAUGGCGGGCGGACGAUGGAACUUCGAUCCAAACCUGUUUCCCCAUUUUUUUUUCUUUUAAGAAGACUUCCGUUAAUUGGAAAUAUGCCUUUACAGGUAAAAGAAGGUCAAGCCAUUUUAAGCCAAGUAAAAAAAGACUAUCAAGUGUAUUAACUUACAUGUAUUCAUCUACGAUAUAUUCUAAAAAUCAAGCAUUCGAAACGUUUAGUCUACACUUUUUGGAAAAUUAUAAUUUUUGCUGGAAUACAAGGUAAUAUCAAUUUACAGUGAUAUCGCAAUUCCACACCAGCGUUCUUACCCUUGUAGAUAUCUUCAAAAACCUACCUAAAAGCGAUAAAAAAUUUACAUAACCCUACUUAUAACAUAAGGAAGGUUUCCCCUUCUACUAAAUACGAAGGUGGGAGUUUUAAGUUAUUUAUACACACAGUAUGCUUCUAACGAGCACAUUACCAGUCCUUUGUUAAUUUUUCUUAUUGAACUGAGCCGCCAUUAAACACGCAAAACCGUCGUUUUUCUCCCCAUGCUUUUGGUCAUAACGCUUUCUUCACUGCGACUCCUUUUGAAAAUGAACGUCACUUAUCCCUUUCCCCUUCACCUAACUUCUCCAGCAGAGCAUCAAGUUUACUCUGCACGCAUUCUAACUUUGUUUCAAGGUUUUGCACACAUUCUAGCUUUGUUUCAAGGUUUCUCUCCACGCAUUCUAACUUCGUUUGAAGUUUGGAUUCCACUUCGGCGAUGUUCAAUGUUAACUCCUGGCCUUGAAAAUCAAUAUCCUCCCUUGCACACAUCUGAGGCAAAUAUAAAGAAAAACAAACUUAAUCACAACACAGUCAAACGUUCGCAGCAAAGGAACAAUCAACCUGUGAUCAGAGCCGCCUUUGGUCGUCUUGAAUGA
This is a messenger RNA of Porites lobata, 3327 nucleotides long. The record is from the annotation of a GenBank genome assembly. Lineage: Eukaryota; Metazoa; Cnidaria; Anthozoa; Scleractinia; Poritidae.